Molecule: messenger RNA, 1341 nt
Organism: Dictyostelium purpureum
Lineage: Eukaryota; Evosea; Eumycetozoa; Dictyosteliales; Dictyosteliaceae
Exons: 5
Coding region: 1-1341 (446 amino acids)
Biological process (GO): mitotic DNA replication checkpoint signaling
Cellular component (GO): nucleus
Molecular function (GO): DNA replication origin binding; ATP hydrolysis activity
Source: RefSeq, a predicted model, not a curated record
AUGAAUCAAUUAUUAGAACUGAUUGGUAAUAGUUUCACAUUUAAAGAAAAUUUAGAGGCAUCAGAUUUGAUAUAUGAUAAAGAUGACUAUCAAGUACCGGGUAGAGGAAUUGAGUAUAAAAGGUUAAAUGCAUUCAUAAGAAAAAAUUAUAAAAGUGGAACAGGCAAUGCAUUAUAUAUAUGUGGCCAACCGGGCACUGGAAAAAGUUUAACCCUUUUAACAUUAUCGAAAACAUUACCAAGAGAUAAAUAUAAAACUGUAUAUAUAAAUUGCUAUACAAUCGAUAUUAAAAAAAUAUACUCUGAAAUUUAUAAAAGCAUUAAAAAUCUGCUCAAUACAAAAAAGAAUGAAAAUGAAUCAUUGCAAUUAAUUAAAAACCUUAUACCAAAUUAUAAUAGAAAAAUAAUUUUAAUAUUGGAUGAAAUAGAUAUAGUUGUAAAAAACCCAGCAAUUUUAAAUAGUUUAUUUGAAUUACCAUUUUUAAAAGACUCAACAUUACUAUUAUUUGGAAUUGCAAAUGAUUUAAAUUUGGUAGAUAAAUCACUAUCUGGCCUAUCACAGAAGGGAAUUGAGAUUGAAGUGCUACAUUUUAAACCAUACAGAGAAGAUCAAAUUUUAAGUAUUUUAAAGGGUCGUUUAGAGAAUGUAUAUAAUAUGUUGGAUUUAACAGAGGAACAAAGAGCAAUAAUAUUCGAAGAUGAAUCACUAGAAUUAAUAGCCAAACAAAUUUCAAAUAGCAAUUCCGAUAUUAGAAAAUCAUUCGAGGUUAUGAGAAGUCUAACAACAAAAAAAUAUCAAAGUUUUAUUUUAAAUAACAUUUCGAUUGAAGAAAUGGAAAUUCCAACUCCAAUACCCACAGAAGACUUUAUGUGCAGUCAAGAUAAUAGCAAUCAAUUUAUUUUCACAAUUGAUAACGUUAUGGAUGUUAUGUAUUCAAUGUUUGAAAAUCAAACUACCAAAACGCUAAAACAUUUUCCUGCUCAUUCAAUAGUUAUUUUAUUUUCAGCAUUUAACUUAAAAGAAUUAAACUUUUUAACUUUAUAUGACUCUUACAGAUUAAACUGUGACAUAAUACAAUUUAAUCCACUCGAAAAAAAAGAUUUUAAAGCCUCUUUGGAUUGCUGUACAUCAAAUGGUUUUAUGACAAUGAUAAACCACAGAGAGGAAAAUAAAAGAACAAUAACAAUACAUUAUUCAAAAGAGGAUUUGGUAGGAGCAUUUCAAAACACAAUUAUAUAUGCAGAUUUAUUAACAGAUUUAAUACCAAAAGAAGAAAGUCAAAGUGACAAUGAUGAUGAUGAAUAUGAUGAAGAUGAUGAAGAUGAUGAAGAUGAUUACUAA